CGUUCUAAUCAUCGUGUGCGAAAUUGUUUUCCAUCUACGUAGUCUCAUGCUUAUUUCUGGCACAUCGCCAAUCGUUCUGUUGCCGUGAGAAUUACAGAAGCAACAGUAUUCAAUGGGUAGAGGAAGGAACAGGCGGGAACUAGAAAGCAGCGCAUUAACUAUCAUACAAGAACCGCCAUCUUUUCCAUCGACGUUUUCUCUUCGAAAUGGUAGAUCACAAAUGACGACGAUGAAUGGAAAGAGACCAUCCUCAAUUCCAUCACGACAUCAACCCGAAACUUUAACUCAACAUUUUGACCUAAUUAAGUAUAUCUAUGACUCAUGGAAUACAGUAUCUAGAGAGUUGGAUAUGUGUCACAACCAACCACACAGCAAUUCUUCAAAUUAUAGGAAUGGGGCAUCUGUCACAUAUUAUCAAGAACGAGAACCGAAUCCACAGUUGAAAGAUUUCGAGCCGUUUAAUCUUGAAACUUGGUGGGGACAACGAGUCGUUCAAAGUAUUACUAGGAAUACAAACUCCUAGUGCCAGGCCCGACAUGUUGACUACAAUCGAACAUUCUCAAACAGACAUAAGAAACAGAAAAGAUAAAUUCAGAAGAAAAUUUUUUCCUUUUCUAGAAACAAUUUAUUGUAUACUCAAAAGUAAGUGACAAGAGA
Messenger RNA from Colletes gigas, 657 nucleotides. RefSeq names its product MAPK regulated corepressor interacting protein 2-like. The transcript is spliced from 4 exons. The record is from RefSeq and is a predicted model, not a curated record. Bases 113 to 523 code for a protein of 136 amino acids. Lineage: Eukaryota; Metazoa; Arthropoda; Insecta; Hymenoptera; Colletidae.